Molecule: messenger RNA, 1130 nt
Organism: Macadamia integrifolia
Lineage: Eukaryota; Viridiplantae; Streptophyta; Magnoliopsida; Proteales; Proteaceae
Product: wall-associated receptor kinase 2-like
Exons: 2
Coding region: 38-1102 (354 amino acids)
Cellular component (GO): membrane
Molecular function (GO): calcium ion binding; protein serine/threonine kinase activity; polysaccharide binding
Source: RefSeq, a predicted model, not a curated record
ACCCAACAUGAAUUAAAAGCAAAAAAGAAUUAAAGCCAUGAGUAGUCCUCUCGUGUUGCUUCCUCUCCUCUUCAUCGUCCUGUUAUGGCCAUCAUACGCAACAUCAACUUUGCAACUGGCAAAGCCCAAUUGCCCUAGUGAAUGUGGUAAUAUCCAUGUUCCUUACCCUUUUGGCUUCGGUUCCAAAGAGUGUUACAGAAACAAUGAUUUCAAGCUAACCUGCGACAAAAGCAACAACACUGCAAAACUGAUCGCAGGGUCAAACAUUGAAGUUUUAUAUAUUUCAUCUCAAGGACAAGUGAGUAUACUUUCUACUAUAAGUUACGAUUGCUACAAGAAGUCCGGUCAACGGACUGAUCGUUUUGAAAGUUAUACGGUAACGGACGACCAAAACAUCUUCACCGUGUCUGAUACAGAGAACAAAUUCACAGCUCUGGGUUGCGACACCAUGUCCAUCCUUACGGGUUACAAUGGCCGGAACUUCCAGAGUGGGUGUAGCAUGAUUUGCAGCAACAUAUCUGAUGUGAUCAAUGGUUCCUGCACGGGCAUAGGCUGUUGCCAGACUUCAGUUCCAAAGGGCUUCGGAAGCUUCAAUGUUUCUGUUGACAGCUAUCAAAAUCAUACCCAAGUCUUUGAUUUCAAUCCCUGCAGCUACGCUUUCGUUGUUCAAAGUAGCUGGUUCGACUUCACUGUCUCUGAUCUCUCCAAUUUCGCAAGUCUUAGGGGAACUGUCCCUGUCGUGUACGACUGGGCAGUAGAUCUAAAGUCUUGUGAAGAAGCUGUGAAAAACCAGACUACUUACGCAUGCAAAAAUAGCGAAUGUGUCCCCUCCAAGAAUGGUCUUGGCUACAGCUGCAUUUGUUCCGAAGGUUAUGAAGGGAACCCUUACCUUCGUGACGGUUGCCAAGACGUGGAUGAAUGUAAACUCCCUCGUAAUAAUUGCUCUAAGAAUGCUAAUUGCAUAAACACUCGUGGGAGUUAUUACUGCAAUUGUCCAAAAGGCUUCCAUGGUGACGGUUUUGAAAAUGGGAGUCGUUGUGUCGCUUCUCUUCCGGUGAUAGAAAUUAUUGCAGGUAAUUUUCUUUUCUUUACAAUAAUAUAAUAAAUUUAAUAAAUUCAUUUAUUUAUUU